AUGCCUCGAGUCGCAAACCCUCCAGUCAAGAGCCGUCAUGGCCGUGGCAGCUCGAAGUCGGCGGGUAGUACUACGCCUCACAAAAAUACCCCUAGGAAAAUGCCCCUUAACGAUGAUGCUGGGGAAAAGGUUGCACGUCUACAUUCCCGCCAGGCGCAGUACGACCUCCAAAUGGAUCAGAUCAAAGCGGCGGUAAAGACGCCGAUGCCCCCGCGCAGAUUUAACAACUACGACGGAGUAUCCGACAGCCCGCGCAGCCCUCGUGGAUCAGUCAGGGGGAGAGAGAGUGAUGUUGACCCCUUUGGCCGGGCAGUGACGCCAAUGAAGCGGGUGCCCAUCUUAGCCAACUUUGAAGAAUGGAUGAAAAUGGCGACGGAUAACAAGAUCAACGCUGCAAACUCGUGGAAUUUCGCCCUCAUUGACUAUUUCCAUGAUAUGUCCCUGCUAAAAGAAGGCGACGGUGUCAAUUUCCAAAAGGCAAGUUGUACGCUGGACGGUUGCGUCAAGAUUUAUACCAGCAGAGUGGACAGCGUUGCGACUGAGACCGGGAAACUCUUGAGUGGAUUGGCAGAUAGUGGAAAUAAGAAAAAUCAGGGCGAGAGAGAUGGUGGAGGUGAGAAUGGAGAAGAUGAUGAUGACGAAGAGGAGGGAGAAGAGGGAGAAGAUGAAACCAGACGGAAGACACGAAAAAAGGCUCGAUCCCAUGAAUCCACGCUGGCGCCCUCAUUUGCUUCUCUACAACUAAAAAAGUUUGAACUGGAAUUCUCUGUGGACCCUCUAUUCAAAAAGGCAUCCGCGGAUUUUGAUGAAGGUGGCGCCAAGGGUCUACUUUUGAACCAUCUAUCAAUUGACGGUCAAGGAAGGAUUGUCUUCGACAGUAGUGAUGAUGCCAAUGCCACGGCUGAUUCAGAAGCACAGAAUAAAAAUAACGAGGAAGGCGGAUCCAAGUCCCCAUCUCCGAGACCAGGUACAUCUGAUUCCAAUGAUGACUAUCUGGACGUCGAUAUCCGCGGUCUUGCCGAAAGAUUUUUCCCUAAUCUCGACGCUCUAUCUGACCACGAUAUCUGUCCCUCGCUGAAAGAUUUCGACCUGGGUGACCCGAGCGGAUCUCUCGAAAUUCCAUUUUUACGUGCUCCGGAAGACUGGAGGCAAGAUAAACAGCUGUCGGAGCAGCCAGGGCUCGGCGAUGCAUCCGGUAUCGUACUGGAUGAUGAUAUGGCCAUUGGGUUUGAUGACGAUGACGAUGCCACAAUUACUGGAUUCGAUCUUGGUGGAGAUGCUGAGUUCGGGCAAGGUGGUGAAGCAUGGGCACGAGACGCAGCCCUAGAACCGAUGUUGAAAGUGCACCGCAUUAGCAGCAUAGGAGUUGGUGGCGGUGACCAUAACGAUACAACAGUGGAUUUUGAUAACACAGAGAAUGACCCUUUCGCCUUGUCCCUUACACAUGGAAAUGGAAACCAUGAUCAUGACAAUAUCCUCAGCUAUUUCGACAAUGCCCUACGCAAGGACUGGGCUGGCCCUGAACAUUGGAAGAUUCGACGAGUGAAAGAUAUUACCUCCGCUGCCGGAACUGCUGCUCCCAGGCAGCGCAAGGAAAAGGAGCCCUUUGAGAUAAAUUUCGCCUCUGAUCUCGAUCCUGCAGUUGCAGAACUAAUUUACACAACCUCAAGUUCGAACUCUGCAAUCUCACUACCGAAAUCUCAGUGGAAAACCAAGGGCAGAAAUCUGUUGCCUGAUGAUAAACACUUCAACUCUAGGGAACUACUCCGCCUCUUCUUAAAGCCCAAAGCUAGGAUGGGGCUGCGGGGAAUCAAGAAUAACAAUCGCUCCCGUCAAAAUGACACAUCCGGCCCUAACAAUGGCGAGAUGGAUGAAGCCUUCUGGGCAUCACAGAAGCAAGGCAUGGACCAAGCAGCUAACGACGAAAAUGCGGCCCAGGGGACUUACGAUGCUAACUUCUUCGCAGACGACGAUGGCCUUGCUUUCCCACAUGGCCUGCCACUGGGUGACGAUGAUGACGACGAUAACAUACCUUUUGCCGAUGCUCGGGAGACAUUCUCUCCUCCGCUGGACUCAGACGCACAACCCUCGGCCUCUGCGGGUGGUAUGACCGGCCUCAACGCACUUUUAAACAGCGUUGCUACCCCCGGUGGUGCUUUACUAGGGGGAUAUGGCUCGCAGCUAGUCACACAGGGUGGUCGUAGGGUCCGUCCUGAGUAUGUAAACUACGCUCGAGUAGCGAAAAAGGUAGAUGUACGACGCCUGAAAGAAGUGAUGUGGAAAGGAAUGGGCGAGCAUCUAGUAGCUUCAAUGACAUUCAAUUCUGCCUCUCCAUCUGCGGCAGUAACCACGACCACCGCUCCAGUCGAAUCGGCCGAUACAGCGCCGGAAACGAAUGCAGAAGAAAGCUCGCCGAACGAUGAACCUGAAGAACUCAAGAACAGCCUCCGCUUUACCGACGUUAUGAACGGGUUGAAGCAGUCAUAUCCCGAACAAGCAAUGCGGGAUAUCAGCACCUCCUAUGGUUUCAUCUGCCUCCUUCAUUUAGCCAACGAGCAAGGUCUCGUGCUGAAAAAUAGAGGCAGUAUGAAUGAUGGCUGGGAAGGCAGGCUGGAGGAAAUAUAUGUGACGAAGGAUGCCGGAGCUGUUAUAGAAGGUGAUGCAUAA
Microsporum canis CBS 113480 is the source of this 2667-nucleotide messenger RNA. RefSeq names its product condensin complex component cnd2. Gene Ontology annotation, biological process: mitotic chromosome condensation. Gene Ontology annotation, cellular component: condensin complex. Lineage: Eukaryota; Fungi; Ascomycota; Eurotiomycetes; Onygenales; Arthrodermataceae. Gene Ontology annotation, molecular function: chromatin binding. Bases 1 to 2667 code for a protein of 888 amino acids. The record is from RefSeq and is a predicted model, not a curated record. The transcript has 3 exons.